Molecule: messenger RNA, 651 nt
Organism: Metarhizium brunneum ARSEF 3297
Lineage: Eukaryota; Fungi; Ascomycota; Sordariomycetes; Hypocreales; Clavicipitaceae
Molecular function (GO): acyltransferase activity, transferring groups other than amino-acyl groups
Source: RefSeq, a predicted model, not a curated record
AUGGAAUAUCAAUUUGUUCGAGUUGAUCCGUCGGACCCCAACUUGCCAUCGCUAGCAGCCCAAUACAAAAGGCUGCGCCUUGAAGCGCUCAAGCAGUCUCCUCAUUCCUUUUCUUCAACGUACGAGACCGAGUCUCAAUUUCCCGACGACGUCUGGGUUUCACGCCUUCAAUACCCGAGAAAGGAAACGUUUGUAUGCGUAGCUACCUUAGAGGGCGAAAGCGAAUGGGUUGCCCAGGUUACCUUGCGCGGGCCUCUCUCCGCCGAGGAAUUCCACCUUUCAGAGUCGGGACAGCCGCCGGCAGCGCCGGAUGAAGAAGAGGAGAAAGGGCAGAUGCUCAGUUUGUACAAUCUGCCGAGCCAUAGGGGAAAGGGCCUCGGUAAGCGACUCUGCAAGGCAGCGUGCGCCUUUGUCGUCUCGCGUGGUGGGGUGGCCCCGACGAUUACAGUCCGGUGCAUGGUGAAGCCUGACAACUUGGCCACACUUGGCAUGUACCAGUCACUGGGGUUUGAGCGAACAGGGUUUUGCACGCUAGAGGAGGCUCUAAGAGCAAAUGGUGAUGCCGACAUGAUACCUGAGGGGGUGUUGGAAAAGAAAUUUACUACAAGGACGGGAAUUACGUUGGCACUGCACCUAGGCAGAGAAAACUAG